UACUAUUCAUGAAAGAUGGCCUUAGAAAUUCCUUUCAUGAGAUGCUCUGGCUUGAAAUCUUUUGAACAAAAAGGUGUUUCCAUAAGGCAGAAUCCAGAGACUAUGUUUGAAGUUUAUGUGGAAGUAGCCUAUCCUAGGACAGGUGGCACUCUUUCAGAUCCUGAGGUGCAGAGGCAAUUCCCGGAGGACUACAGUGACCAGGAAGUUCUACAGACUUUGACCAAGUUUUGUUUCCCCUUCUAUGUGGACAGCCUCACAGUUAGCCAAGUUGGCCAGAACUUCACAUUCGUGCUCACUGACAUUGACAGCAAGCAGAGAUUUGGGUUCUGCCGCUUAUCUUCAGGAGCCAAGAGCUGCUUCUGUAUCUUAAGCUAUCUCCCAUGGUUCGAGAUAUUUUAUAAGCUACUUAACAUCUUGGCAGAUUACACAACAAAAAGACAGGAGAGUCAGUGGAAUGAACUUCUUGAAACUCUGCAUAGACUUCCCAUCCCCGACCCAGGCGUGUCUGUUCAUCUCAGCAUGCAUUCUUACUUUACUGUGCCUGAUACCAGAGAACUUCCCAGCAUACCUGAGAAUAGAAAUCUGACAGAAUAUUUUGUGGCUGUGGAUGUAAACAACAUGUUGCAUCUGUACGCCAGUAUGCUAUAUGAGCGCCGGAUACUCAUCAUCUGCAGCAAACUCAGCACUUUGACUGCCUGCAUCCACGGCUCAGCCGCGAUGCUCUACCCCAUGUACUGGCAGCAUGUGUACAUCCCCGUGCUGCCCCCACAUCUGCUGGACUACUGCUGUGCUCCCAUGCCCUACCUCAUAGGAAUCCAUUUAAGUUUAAUGGAGAAAGUCAGAAACAUGGCCCUGGAUGAUGUUGUGAUCCUGAACGUGGACACCAACACCCUGGAAACUCCCUUUGAUGACCUCCAGAGCCUCCCAAAUGAUGUGAUCUCUUCACUGAAGAACAGGCUGAAAAAAGUCUCCACAACCACAGGCGAUGGCGUGGCCAGAGCCUUCCUCAAGGCCCAAGCUGCUUUCUUUGGUAGUUACCGAAAUGCUCUAAAAAUUGAACCGGAGGAACCCAUCACCUUCUGCGAGGAAGCCUUCGUGUCCCACUAUCGCUCCGGAGCCAUGAGGCAGUUCCUGCAAAAUGCCACACAGCUACAGCUUUUCAAGCAGUUUAUUGAUGGGCGACUAGACCUUCUCAAUUCUGGUGAAGGUUUCAGCGAUGUUUUUGAAGAGGAGAUCAACAUGGGCGAAUAUGCUGGCAGUGAUAAACUGUACCAUCAGUGGCUCUCCACAGUCCGGAAAGGAAGUGGAGCAAUUCUGAAUACUGUAAAAACGAAGGCCAAUCCGGCCAUGAAGACUGUCUACAAGUUCGCAAAAGAUCAUGCAAAAAUGGGAAUAAAAGAGGUGAAAAACCGCUUGAAGCAAAAGGACUUUGCAGAAAACGGCUGUGCCUCCACUGCAGAAGAGCCACUGCCAAAGACUGCGCCAUCGCCACUAGUGCAGGCCAAGGACCCCAAGCUCCGAGAGGACCGGAGGCCAAUCACCGUCCAUUUUGGGCAGCCACAAAGACUCCGUCCCACUCGACCGCCGCCUCCCAAGAUACAGCGCGCAAGGCCCGUUCGCCCGCCCCGUCCUCAUGUUGUCAAGAGACCAAAGAGCAAUGUCUCCGUGGAAGGCCGAAGGACAUCCGUCUCAAGCCCUGAGCAAGCCUAUACACUUGACCAGCCACAUGGGAAGACAUCUGCCCUGUAGUGCUAAAUAGCAUUUCUGAAGGGAUAGUACCACCCCAUCCAGUUAUCAGGACUGGACUCCAGAAACCCAGCGAGCUGGCCUCGGAAACCCUCAGGACAAGGACAAGCCCUACAACUACGCCAGCUGGGGAGAGGUCCAUGCACCACUCGGCCAGCCCCUGCUGCUGAGGGGCUGAGUGAUCAUCUGAACUGUGCCUUGUGACCCCAAUCCCGAGAUCCCAGAAGAUUAAAUUAAGCUGAGAAGAAGCUGCCAGGGCGGUUUAGUGAAAGUCCUGCCCAAAGCCCAGGUCUCAGAACACUUUGCCUCUCUUGACUGCACUCAUUUGGCGGCAAAGAUGACGUGCUGCUUUGGCACAACAGCUGUGCCCCCCUCACCUCGACACUUCUGGCCUCCUGCACAGCCCAGAGCCAGUUUGGGCUGAAGAGGUGAGGAAGGGUCGGAGAUUUGGAUGGUGGCCUGGUAGACAGGGAGGCCUUCAGCAUCUAACACACCUGGGUCAACAUCCCAGCCCACAGUCCACCGGCCCUGGGCUCAGGGUGGGUCUCCUGCCCUUGGCUUUUUUUAUUUUCCUGCCCUUGGCUUUUUAACAUGAAGCCUAUUAGCGUCCCAAGGCUUGUGGUUUGCAAAACUGCCCUCUGGAGACCCAAGCACAUCCUGUGUCGGCAAAGUGCACAGCCUCCCCCACCUCGUCUCCUGCAGUGCCUGCCGUGGACUCAGUACUCCCUCGUGCUGCAAGGCCCCAGGCUGCCCCAGAUACAGCAUGGAACUACGCUGUUCUAGUUUUCUCUUAUGUCUCAUACAUACAUACCACUCAAUAGUCUGUGAGCUCUUCCAGCAGGUGCUGUAUCUUUCCACUUUGACUCUGCAACUGCCAAACCAGAGCCUAGCUCAGAUCACUACUGUACAGAUGUUUCUGGAGGGAAUGAACACAGAAAUCAGUGAAAAUACCUGCUCACAGCCCAGCACCCUGGAGAUGGGGCAGGUGUCCACAAACACAAGUAUGUAGAGCACCUAGUAGGUGCCAGUUGUGAUCAGGAUGUGGCUGUGAAGCUUCCAGCACUUGGCCUGCCCUGAACCUGUAAAAGCCAGGAACUGCCAUCAGCCCCAGGAGCAGUCUCCAGGAUGCCAGCUGGGCCCUGGGCCCCAGGGAGUCUGGGGCAGCUGUCUUGGCACUACCCCCUGGCAGGCUGCCAGGACCCACUGCCUGAGCAGCCAGGAAUCCAAACACCCGAGCAGAAGGUCACAGACCCAAUUAGCAGGGCCAGAGGCUCCUGACCUAACUCACGCCCCACCCCCCGCUGGUGGAUUCUGAGCCGUGGACACAAAGCCAAGCCUGAGGCCAGACUCGAAAAGCAGCGACUGCCGGGGAGCCCCAGUGAUCCACAGCAGCCCAGGAAACAGGACCCCUUUGCGCCCCACCACUUCACCCUGGCCACUUGGAAAGGAGGAGUUUUCCCAAGAGUUGUCACUGCAGGGGCAGUGCGUUCCCACUGUAAAACCAAGCCCUUGGGGUGCUUUAGGAAAAGGAGCCCCAUCCUUGAGAAAUUUCUGACUUCAGUCACCUCUGAAAGGCCUUGUCAUCCCUCGGGGACUCCAGCCUCUCCCAGAUUCUAGACCACCACUUCCAAAGGGCCUGUUGUGUGCCCAGUACCCUCACACACAUUAUCUUGGUUAACCUCCCUGCACCUCCAAAAUAUUCACAGCCAGGCAUCGUCAGCCGCACCAGCCUUGAGGAGCCAAGACUCUAAUGCACGGGGCAACUGGCCCCGGGCUCAGAUGUGUACCCAGGGCUGCUGGGUCCCACAGGUGCUGCCUUCUCACCUCCGCCACCAUUGCCAUGGUCCCCAAAGUUCAGUCCUGAACUUUGGCCCUGGCCCUCGGCAGGCAGAGACCAUUCUCAGAGUGAAGGAACAAUUUUUCUGCAGUCUCAGUGUCUCUUUCCAGUCAAGGAGAGUGCCCCCAACGUGUCCCCAUCCCCAGCUUCCCCCAGCACAGACCCAGCUUGUGGGUAGUAGAGUGAAGCCUACAUCCCGUGCCUGGGCCUCUUCCUGUGUGAGUGCCCAUCUGGUGGCACUCAUGGAAGGACUUCUUCAGGGCACUCUGGGACAGGAUCUGGACACGUGAGAUUGGCACUGGUGAAUUUUGUUGAAAGAAGGAAUGACUGAAUGAAGAUACUGGUUGGAUAAUAAUUCAAUAGAUGCAUGAGUGAAGGUAAGAAAGGCAAAGGGCACAGCCAGUCCAGGAGAAAAACCAGGGAGUGUCCAGCUUUGUGCCCUGACCCCCUGCCACCUUGAGGCCCCUUCACCCCAGCCUUGCCCAUGGCCUUCGGGCCUUGUGCUGGUUGUGGGCCCCCCUCUGCCAGCCCCUCCAUCCUCUUCUGAACUCUCCAGCCCAGUAUCACAUGCCAUCACUCAUCCUCUCAGUGCUGCCUCCAGGCCAUAGAACAGUCUGCUGUGCUUGGGGUGAAAAGCCCAGUGCCCACAUUACCCCCCAGAGAGCCUUGUCCAAGAGCCCCUGAGCCAGGGACCCCCCCCCACAGUCCCCCGGGACAGCAGGACUCCCAGAGCUGGAGCGACCUGGUCUCCCACACUCACCCAUGGCCACUACAUCUGUGCUGACAGCAGAAGGCCCUCUCGUUCUGAUGGCGCCUUGUGACAGCUUGGUGGUUCUGCUCACCGUUCAGUGGGUGCUCGCAGCAGAGUGCACAGGUCUGUGUGCUGUUCUGCACCUGCCUCCAGCUCUUCUCCCUCACUGCAGUGGCCCUGGCUUCUUCCCUGGGCCGCUCAGCAACGGGCUCCAGUCUAGGUCUAGCUUCCUCUGAGGGUCCUGAGCCAGGCAGGUUCCCUGAGACCCUCAGUCUUGCUCCAGAGUCUUUUGCUAGAUUCUAAUGCAUUGCUAAGGUGUGGUCCGGAGCACUGAGCCUGGGCCCUGGCCAUAGAGAAAAGCCGAGUGAGGGUCUCAGGUGAUUUCCAUAUGCUGACAUAUCCCCAGCUGGGGGCCCCUCACCCUGACGAGCAGGGACCACCUUCCUCAUCCUCAGCAUCCAGGGACGACCCUGCACAGGACACAGAUGCCUCGUCUCUUGGUUGUCAGGUGACUGUGGCACGUGAUUAAUGAGUGCAUAUUCACAAUGCACUAAGCGCUAUGCAAAGUCCUUUGCAAAUAUUUUCAUUUUAACUUUCAUGCGAAGCCUUUCAGGAGGGCUGCGGAAGCUCUGUUUUACAGAGAAGUUGAGGUCUGGGGAGGUAAAGUAACUUCCAAGUGCCCUGGAUAGGAAGAGGGGGACGGUAAAGAUGAACAGACAGGCAUCAGCUGGGCAGGCAGGACCUGGCCUCGUCCUGGGGCCUCUCCCUGCUUGUCACCCCCAGGAGCCACAUCUCAGGAAUGCACCGUGACCAAGCCAUUUACCAAGUGAAGACCCUUUGUGCUGGAGCGAAAUGAUCCUUUAAAAAAUGAUCACUGGCUUUCCUUCAUUACAUCGGGAGACCGAGUCCUGGCUGAUUUCUUCCCAUCUUUAUCUCAAGUACAUUUAAAUGUCAAUUAAAUUUGAAAUAUCUACAUUUGUCAGCAUUUCAUUUUGGGCCAGCGUGAUGUGCUGCUGAUUUGUCCACGCGAUGUGACACAUGAAAAAAACUCUCGAGAUGCAGAUCUUCCUCAUUAAAAAAUAAGCCGGUGCGGUCCUGGCACGGUGGAGAGCACAGAGCAUGUCCCCGCUUCCUGACGCCGUGUCUCUGACAUGGUAUUUAAAAAGGAACAGCCUCGCCUGUCACCACUGUCACAUGCGCGCGCUAACCAGCGACACGUUAAACCAAACAUUAGAAAGGGCUCAGGAGUCAUCUGCAUGGGAACUCCGCACCGAGCUCGGCAGGCAGAGGCGGGGGCCGCCGCGGGGAUGACGAGGUCCAAGCCGUGAUGGACAGCGAGCCUUUCUUUUGCACCGAGACGGCAGCAGCCCUCACUGGGUAGCCAGGUUCGACACGACCUGCCUUUUCACAGACAGCCCUUUGUGUGUAAUAAAAUCCGGGCAAGUGGGUGGCAGACUGCAGGGUAGUAGCUGAAUUGGGUUAAUGAGGGAAGAGGUACAUUUUUUUUCCCGUAUUCUGCCUUAAGCUAAUAAAAAAUUUAAACCUGGACGUUUUCGAUGGUUCAUCCUUUAUCUCUGACAAAUAUCUGACUAUAUGUUUCAUGGGAGAACAUGAGCAGCUGAAUUUAAAUAAGUUUAUUUUGAAAUCUCACCUUUCAUUAAAAGUGGAAGGGGAAACACUCUACCUCUCAUUUCAUUGUUUCAGAUCCAGAAAACUGAAAAAGCAGGAUCCCACGGUUGUUUAGAGUCAGGCAAAUCUAGAUUCAAUUCCUCUUUCUACUUUCAGCUGUUGUGUGACCCCAGGCAAGGGACUCCCCCAGUCUGAGCCCUGGCUUCUUUGUCUGACAGGAGGAAUUAGUGAAAAAUUGUAUGGAUACUGUUUCGCCCGAUGCUUGGAAGUUCUUCUAGGUCACCAUAUAUGUGGCAUGGACAUGAAAAAGUUCUGAUCUGACCAGAUCAUGUGGCAGGUUUCACGCCGGUGCCCCAUUUCUCUGGAGAUUCCUUUGGGCUCUUGAAGCCAGUGCCCAACCAGCCUAGCCUGGCUAGGAAAGCCAGCUAGGGGCGGAACCUGGUUUGUGGGCUGCGAAGUGAGGCUUCCUUUCCUCCCUUAUCCCUGACCCCACCCCCACCCCCACCCCCACUUGGUACACGGUGUGGGACACCCUGGGUUUUGACGUGACCUGCACCUCAGCAGCCUGACUUAAUGAAGCCGGGGGCUCUGCGGUCCUGCACAAAGUCUCUUUGCUCUUCUGGGAAUCCAGAAAUUCCUGGCAGGUUUAGUGGCAUUCAGCUAACACGCAAGCUGUGAUCUGUGCUUCCUCGUCAAAGCUAGGAGAGGGGGCUGUGCUUAGGAGGGAGUCAGAAAGGCAUCCAUGGGGCCAGGGAUUUAGCUCAGUGGCACCUGCCUUGCAAGUGCAAGGUCCUGAGUUUGAUCCCUAGUACUGCAAAAAAGAAAGGUAGGGGUGGGGAGGGGCAGAGAAAAGAAAAGAAAGGCAUCCAUGAUGGAUCUGAGCACCACUGGGGGCCUCCUUCCACUGGCUUGUGCAGGGCUGGCGUCUCCCUCAUCUCCACCCACUGCCAUUCCCUCUGUCAGGAAAGUAAGGGCUCCAGGGGUGGACAUCCUGGGCUGGAAUCCCUGAUUGUCACUUCCGGCCAAGUCACUGGGUCACAUCUCUGUCCCUCACUGUGACCCCAAUGCUCACCCAGUGCUGGGUCUGCUCACAGUGAGGUGAGUAGUGCAUCUUGGUUGGGAGCACAAGUGGAUGGGUGGAUGGGUGGAGGGGUGGGUGCAUGGAUGGAUGGACUCAUGAAGGCCUCCACGUCUAGUUGGUGAGUCUUUCCUGUGAGGCUGUUGGAGGAGUGGGAUACCAUAUGCAAAGUGCUGGCACAGCAUCUGCUUGUGGAUGUUGUUUGGAACCCCUUCCCAAAGCUUCCGCCUACCCUGUGUACCUGACUGCUGAAGUGUAGGUAGAGGCCCAGGCAGUGCUGAAGCCUGGAGCAGCCUCUCCCCCACCCAACAGCCUGGCCAACCCAUGCACCACCCCCUCUCCUCACCUCCACAGGUGUAAUCCCUUGCUGGAGAGUGGCAGUGCCCCCCCUAACAGAUAGCUCAUCCUGCAAGUCUGAAUGUGCCUCCUCCUCGCUGUUCACUCUGGAUUCACUCAUCACAGGGUGGAUGCUGCAAAAUCACAACUGAGAGUAGCAGAUUUGCAGAUUUUAAGCAGGAGUGACAGGACCAGGUUUGUGAUUCAAAACAAGGUUCUGGUAGCUGUGUGGAGGUGACCUGCUUUGCUGUGGAAGCAGCAGGAGCCAGGCCUUGCCCUUAGGCUGGCCGGGUAUGGUCCUGAGUCAGAUCCGCCAGCCCUUGCACUGGGACAGAGGCAAGUACCUGUCCUGGGCCCAAGGCUCUCUAGUCCAGGAAGGGCUGAGCUGUGCCUGGUCCCCAGCAGCCAUGGAGGUGAGGAGGGCCUCAGCUAGCUGUUUCCCUGUGAAGCCUACACCACCUCUUCGUUUUAGGACAAACUGCCUGGCCACCCUGCAGGGACAGUGAGAAGAAAGGAGGACAAAGGCGUGACAGCACCAAGGCUGAGGUGCUCUGGGAGCCAGUGUUAGAUCAGCAGCAGUGACACCAGAUCCCUGCCCAGCCCAGCCCAGUGCCCUCUCCCUCUCCUGGGGGCAGCUGCAUCCCCCGCCUGCCGUGUCUUCCUGUGCUUCUUUGGACCAUGUUGUUCUUGCAUGAAGUAAAACCUUAAAGGAAUCCCAUGACAUAAAGCGCCAGAAGGAGGCUACUGUGGCUGAUGAGGGAGGAGAGGACCAGCCCCACAUAGGCACCUGUGGCUCCUCCCCACACUUCCCAUUGCCUCCUGCGAUCCUCAGGACAAGUGCAGCCCACUCAGUGGGGCAAGGGUGUGGACUCCCCCUGCCUGGCACUGCCAGGAUCUGAUCCUCUGAAAGCAGGUCCAGCUUCUCUGUCCUGAGCCCAUGGCCUGUUGUGGGCCCUGGUCAGUAUAUAAUUCAUAGGAGCCAGGCGUGGGGUUUUUCUGGACUGUGUAUGUGUUUGUUUAUAGAGACAGAGCUCACAGGUGGCUAACAAGGGAGAUGUAUUUUUUAUAACAAUGAAUAUUUAAUUUCCACAUCACAGAUGAAAAAGACUCUCUGAAGAAGCAUCCAGGGGAGACUCCAGAGAGUGGCUGCUAAUCAGAAAAGGACCCUCUCGUGAGGGCUCUUCCACGUGGCUCACUUUUUUCUUUAACUUUUUUCUUUUAUCCUGAUUAUUCAAGUAGGUAUGCUCAUUGUAGAAAACUAAAAAGAAGCAGGUGAGGACAGUCACCCAUAAUCCCACUAGCUAUUACUGACAUUUAGGCGCCUGCCCUUCUGGUCUGUUUUCUGUGUAUUCUUCCAUCCAUGACCGGAGGAAACAUCCCUCAUGUCCUCAGAGAUUUGGCACCAGACAGCACCAUCCACAGAUACACAAGCCCCUGCCUCGAACUGGGGUGGGGUUUGCACAGAUCCAGUGUGAUCCUCCGGAGGCCGUGCCAUCAUCUCUCUGUUGCCUGUUGUAUCCAGUCCAAUGUAAAUGCUUUGUAAAGAGUUCUUACACUGCGUUGUUUAGGAAAUAAUAUAACAGCUGGGGGCAAAGUCGGGAGAUAGUACUGAUGCAGUUUCUUUUUCCAAAUAUUUUCUUUUUUUUUUUUUUGGUACCAGGGAUUGAACUCAGGUCCUUGCACUUGCACAGCAGGCGUCGGGACCACUAAGCUAAAUCCCCAGCCCAUUUUUCCAAAUAUUUUCAACCCACAGCUGAUUGAAUCCACAAAUGUGGGACCUACAGAUACAGAGAGCCUACUGUAAACGUUGCAGUUCUGCAUCCUGACGUCUAAAUUUUUCUUCACAAAUGUUAUUUUUAGUGGGAGGGUAACAUUCAGCCGAUUGUUCCAGAUCCCUAUUACCUGAAAGCUAAGUGACUCUGUGGUUUGAUUUGUUUUGCUCUUUAAAUUUAUAAUCUUACUUUGUUAUUUAGCAGUACUGGGGGUGUCACCCAGGGCCUUGCACACGGUAGGCAGGCACUCUACUGCUGAGCUACAUCCCCAGCCUUGGUUUCAUGCUUUAAUGUUAUAAACAGCAGUGACAAGCAUCUUUGGCCAAGAUUCUUUGCUGUGUGUAGGGUUUUCUAGUGGAAGUGGAGUUACUAGGUCAUAGGUGACUGCAUCUCGAGCUUGGGGCUCUUGACAAAGAUGGCAGCCAGUUCCCUUUCUGCUCACUGUGGUGCCCUGUGGCCUUCCCACCCUGUGCACCGACUCCUGACGGUGCCCUAACUGCCUAUUCUCUUCUCUCUUAUCUUCCUCCA
Molecule: messenger RNA, 9677 nt
Organism: Heterocephalus glaber (naked mole-rat)
Lineage: Eukaryota; Metazoa; Chordata; Mammalia; Rodentia; Bathyergidae
Source: RefSeq, a predicted model, not a curated record